Cydia amplana is the source of this 1099-nucleotide messenger RNA. RefSeq names its product post-GPI attachment to proteins factor 3 (gene PGAP3). The transcript is spliced from 7 exons. Gene Ontology annotation, biological process: GPI anchor biosynthetic process. NCBI's taxonomy places the organism in Eukaryota, Metazoa, Arthropoda, Insecta, Lepidoptera, Tortricidae. Bases 97 to 1086 code for a protein of 329 amino acids. The record is from RefSeq and is a predicted model, not a curated record. Gene Ontology annotation, cellular component: endoplasmic reticulum membrane. Gene Ontology annotation, molecular function: hydrolase activity, acting on ester bonds.
AACUAUAAAAAUAAAUACUGACAACAAUAACGGUACCGGUGUAAUAAAAAUUCAGAAAAUGAAAACAUAAUGUAUUAUGAAUGAAUUCUUUAGAAAAUGAAGGCUGAACAUACUCUAUUUGUCAUUUUAUUAAUUUCCUUUAACAUCGGCUUAAUUCUGGCAAGCGAUGGUGACCGCUCCCCGUUUUACCAAACCUGUGUUAAAAGGUGUAAGAACACCAACUGUACACAAGAUAAUUUUACCCCUGAAGCCGCCAAGCUGCAGAGUUUCUGGAGCUGGUUGCUGCAGUGGGGUUGCCAGGACGAGUGUCGCUACCACUGCAUGUGGCGGACGGUAGACGCAUUUGCAGAGAGAGGCUAUGACUACCCCAAGUUUCAUGGGAAAUGGCCAUUCACCCGACUACUGGGCGUGCAGGAACCAGCCUCAGCAUUCGCGUCCCUGCUAAAUCUAGCUGGUCAUCUAUACAUGCAUUAUGAGCUGGCUACACAUACACAGUUCUCAGUAAAGAGUACACCGCUGCUGCCUUUUUGGCAUGGAUUUGCCUUGGUGUGUAUGAACGCGUGGAUGUGGUCAAUAAUCUUCCACACUCGCGACACGCUGUUCACGGAGUUCAUGGACUACGCGUGUGCCUUGUCUAUGGUCAUGGCGCUGUUGGCCGCCGCUGUCGUUAGAGUGUUCCACGGGCGCAAGAAGCAGGGUCCGCUGACGUUGCUGCUGAUGCUGUUUUGCUACUACGCCAUGCACGUGCGCUACCUCUACGCGGGCCGUGUCGACUACGGGUACAACAUGCUAGUCAACGUCGUUUGUGGUGUGUCGGGCGGCCUGCUCUGGGCGCUCUGGGCGUGCACACAGCUGGUGCGCGGGCGGCGGCACGCGCGCCUCGUGCUCGCGUUCUGCGCGUGGUCGGGCGCCGCGCUGUGCCUCGAGCUGCUCGAGUUCCCGCCGCGGGCUGGCUGCGACGCGCACGCCCUGUGGCACGCGGCUACGGCGCCGCUGCCUCUACUGUUCUAUAGAUUCAUCAUAGAAGAUUUGAAAUAUCUGCAGAAUGAAAAACGAUCCGAAAAACUUGACGUCAAGCUCUCAUAAAUUCCGUGAUAAU